UGAAACGUUAUGUAUGCAUAGUCAUGGCUAUGACUGAGAAAAUGAAGGUUAGUUUGUUAACGUAUCAUAUGGAAUUGCAUUUGUGGAGUGUUAAAUACUAUGUCUUUAUUGUUUGUGAUGGUUGCAUCAAAACCCUUCAUCACAAUUUUGGACAAGGCAUGUUUAAUCAGUUAUAAAUAUUAAAAGGAAAAAAGAUAUACGAAACAAAAAUGCCUAAGGGAGAAAGCUUUUCGGGAGAAUCUACGCCUCUUUUAUCAAAUAGUUCGUCAUUUGAACAUGAAACGAUCGGAGAUCAUUUGAAACAACCCAACAGUAUAGAUAUAGAUCGCUCAAUAACGUGUGGAGAUGGGACAAAGACAGGCAAAGUAGAAUAUGAGAUAUUUACAGCUUCCGGUAAGCACGUGCUUGAUCAACCUGAAGAAGUGUCAACAGGAACAACGAAUACAGAAAGUUUGAUGCAUCUGCUGAAGUGUAUGAUUGGAACUGGAGUUAUGGGACUUCCGAUGGCUUACAAAAAUGGAGGACUUUGGAUGGGUUUGGCAGUCGUAUCUUUGAUGGGAGUUAUAUGUACACAUUGUAUGCACAUACUUGUUCAGUCUAGCAAUGAGCUCAGUAUCAGAACAAAGAAAACACAUUUAGACUAUGCAAGCGUGAUAGAAAAUGCAUGUGACACCAGAAAUGACUGGAUGAGAAAUUGGAGCAACAGUGCCAAAAAUUUGGUAAAUAUACUGUUAAUUGUUACACAGCUCGGAAUCUGCUGCACUUAUAUUGUGUUCGUCACCGACAAUAUUAAGCAAGUUUUGGAACAGGCCGGCCUGGUGCCAAUAGAUUCCAGAAUUUAUGUCGUGAUAAUUUCAGUUCUUCUUGUACCUUAUGUAAUAGUGAAACAACUUAAAACUCUAGCACCAUUUUCUGCAUUUGCUAAUGUUCUAAACUGUAUCGGAUUUGUAUUGAUUUUAGUGAAUUUGUUUCAAGACUUACCGGAUUAUACUGAACGUCCAUCUGUUGCAGAUAUAGGGACUAUUCCAUUGUUCUUUGCGCAAGCCCUGUUUGCAUUUGAAGCUAUCGGAAUGGUACUACCACUGCAUAUGAAAAUGAUUGAUAAACCUGCAUUUCUCGGCAAAGCUGGGGUGUUAAAUCUUGGUCUGACCAUAACUAUUGCCCUGUACAAUGCAGUUGGUUUCUAUGGUUUCCUGAAAUAUGGAGAGGAUACACAACCCAGUAUCACUCUUAACUUACCUAAUGAUGAAUGGCUAUAUCUUUCUGUCAAAAUAAUGUUUAGCGUGUCUGUGUACAUCACGUUCGCACUGCAGUUCUAUGUACCAAUGACCAUCCUGUGGCCUAUAAUUGAACAUAAAGCUAAGGCGACCGGAAGGUUAUUACCAACAUAUGCUGAAAAUGUCUUUAGGUUUUUACUAGUUUUAUUGACAUGCGGAUUAUCAGCUCUAGUUCCUCACUUAGACCUACUAAUAGCCCUGAUAGGAGCGUUUGCGGGCACAUUUCUGGCAAUCAUACUUCCAGCAGUUAUAGAACUCUUAACAUUCCAAUGCAGUAUCACAGUCUGGAUCAAGAACGGAUUCAUAAUUGGUAUAGGAUUAACGGGGUUUGCAACUGGAACAGUCACAACCAUUAUUGAAAUUAUAAGGACAUUUUAAGUGCAAUGAACAAGCAGCUCACAAACGAGUACUGACGUCUUAUUUACAUUAAAUAUUUCUUUGCUCGUGCAAUAUUUAUCUGGCAAGUACAUUAUUGAACAGCGUCUGUUCUGCUAUUACAGGACAACCUUUAACAAUAGCAUUAUUAUAUUAAUAAAUGCGUUAUCAUGCCAUAACUCUUCAUUUAGUGUGUUCUGAACUCUUCCGUAUAUAUCACAUGCAUGAUUUGAACGCUUCAAUUCCCAAUGAAGUGAAACGGAACUUCUUAAAAGCUGAUUAUAUACACGGAGAAAUUGUGCUAAAUGGAUUGGGUGAAACAUUUAAUAUCUUACCGCGUUUUGUUUAAAUACUUAAAAGCUGGAAGGCCAAAAUAAACAUAGAUCGGAAUAAAAAGAAAACGUUGCUGUAAAUGACCAACAUGGUGCAAAGCCAUUAUUGUCACGAACACGUGCCUAGAAUUAUGCAUAUCAUUUUUAUGAAAUUUUUAGUAUACGAUGUGUUCAAAUAUAAUUGAAAUAGAUGCGUUAAAAUCUGUUAAACUUAACGUAUGGAGAUCGUGGUCUUGCCAUGUUAAGAGUUUUCUUCAUUGUCAGUAAACUUUGGAAUGAUU
Molecule: messenger RNA, 2265 nt
Organism: Mercenaria mercenaria
Lineage: Eukaryota; Metazoa; Mollusca; Bivalvia; Venerida; Veneridae
Product: proton-coupled amino acid transporter 2-like
Exons: 9
Coding region: 210-1655 (481 amino acids)
Biological process (GO): amino acid transmembrane transport
Cellular component (GO): vacuolar membrane
Molecular function (GO): amino acid transmembrane transporter activity
Source: RefSeq, a predicted model, not a curated record